UGCCGGGCCGCCUGUUGGCGGUGUCACGGCGCGGCGACGCGGCGGGGAAGGCCCCGCGGUGGGCGGGCAGGGGGCGGGCGGGUGGCGGAGCCCCGCGCUGGCGCCGGCCUUUGGCCAUGCGGAGGCUCCUGGCGGCCGUGAGGGGCUGGCGCGGCUCCCCAGUUUGCAAGUCAUGUGCGCUCCGAAGAUUUUCCAUCCAGCCCGCCCAGCAGAAGAAGAUUCCAAACCGGUAUUUGGGCCAGCCCAGCCCCUACACACACCCACACCUUCUCAAACCAGGGGAGGUAACCCCAGGAUUGUCACAGGUGGAAUAUGCUCUUCGCCGACACAAACUGAUGGCAUUGAUCCAGAAGGAAGCCCAGGACUGUGAUGGAGUGGACCACACAGUGAUUCUGCUAUCGAAUCCCACGUACUACAUGAGCAAUGACAUCCCCUACGUUUUCCACCAGGACACAAACUUCCUGUACCUCUGCGGCUUCCAGGAGCCUGACAGCAUCCUGGUGCUGCAGAGCCUUCCCGACAAAGCGCUGCCCUCCCACAAGGCCAUCCUUUUUGUGCCCCGGAGAGAUCCGAGACGAGAGCUGUGGGACGGGCCCAGGUCAGGCACAGAUGGGGCUGUUGCUCUCACAGGAGUAGAUGAAGCUUAUGCUAUAGAGGAGUUCAGGCACUUGGUGGCCAAGCUGAAAGGUGAGUCAAGCAUGGUGUGGUAUGACUUGACUAAACCAGUGCACAAAGAGCUGCACUCUGACUACAUGCAGCCCCUGGCUGAGAUAAAAGCUCGGAGCAAAAAUUAUAUCCAGGGCAUCCGACGUCUAGUGCAAAACCUUCGGCUGAUCAAAUCUCCUGCAGAGAUUGAAAGGAUGAAGAUAGCUGGACGGGUGACAGCAGAGGCUUUCAUAGAGACAAUGUUUGCCAGCAAAUCCCUGGUGGAUGAAGCCUUUCUGUAUGCAAAGGUGAGUAUGUCAUUGUUGGGAGUGAGAUAGAAGGGCUGGAUGUUUCUUAUUCUUCCAGGAAACUAGGAAUGUCAGAUCUCCCUAUGAUGUGCCUCCCACCGUAGCAUAUUCCUCCUUCACCCAACUUUCACAUCUCCUUAGACA
Molecule: messenger RNA, 1097 nt
Organism: Oxyura jamaicensis (ruddy duck)
Lineage: Eukaryota; Metazoa; Chordata; Aves; Anseriformes; Anatidae
Gene: XPNPEP3
Product: X-prolyl aminopeptidase 3
Exons: 5
Coding region: 117-983 (288 amino acids)
Cellular component (GO): mitochondrion
Molecular function (GO): metalloaminopeptidase activity; manganese ion binding
Source: RefSeq, a predicted model, not a curated record